Messenger RNA from Triticum urartu, 791 nucleotides. Its product is annotated as thioredoxin H-type-like. The record is from RefSeq and is a predicted model, not a curated record. NCBI's taxonomy places the organism in Eukaryota, Viridiplantae, Streptophyta, Magnoliopsida, Poales, Poaceae.
ACCAGCUUGAUGCCUAAGCUACGUACAACCAUCUAUAUAUUGGCAUCGAUCACGCCGUGGGAGCAAAGGCGGCAUCAUGUCAUUGACCACCAAUGUCGAUGUGUUUAAGCCGCCUCGCAGAGGCUAUUACUGGAGUUAUUACAUCAUCACAAGUUCUCAAGAGCUAGAGUCCGCCCUGGCGCACCCUCUAGCGCAAACCUAUCCGGUGGUGCUCAUGUUCUGGGCGAGCUGGAACGAGCCAUGCAGGGUGAUGAUGAGACCCUUUAGGGCCAUGGCCGUGGCUAAGAGAAGGGCCGCCAUAUUCUGCCAGGUGGACGUCGACAAGUUCAAAGAUAUCGUGGAGCGGUACCGAGUGGAGGCGCUGCCAACGUUCCUGCUGCUCAAGCAAGGCAUGGAGAAGGGCAGGGUCGUCGGCGCCAAGGUCGGGGACCUCAGCACCAUCAUCAUGGCCAACAUAUAAAUGAUACAGUAACUGGUACUAGCUAGAUACGAUCUGUCGACUGAUGGAUGUUCCAUCAGCCGGCCUUUCCGUCAGGUAUAUUAUUGAUGAAUGAACAAUUGAGAUAUGUAUCGAUUCAUCUCGUCGGAAAUCUCAAUCACUUCCCUUAAACAGCCCUGCGGCACUCCGUCGGUCUGGGAAACUACUGUGCACAGGACUUGCCAUGCAUGGAUGGCUUCACUGGAUUGUGGUUCAAAAAUCGGAUACGCACUGUGGCCUCCAUAGGAGACCCGGUAUAAAUAGCAUAUUGUGCUUGAGUUGUGCACUUGCUAAUACAAAGUGUUUAAUAUUA